GGGAUUCCACACAGGAAGGUCACACCAUCCCCCACCAUCAUCAGGUUGAAGAUCUGAUUAUCAUGAAAGUUGAGAAUGAAGAAGAAAAGAUUGAUGUUUGGGAUGAUCAGCAGUCUAUGAAGGAGGAUGGAAUAACGGGGACAUUCAUAGAGGAGGACACUCCUACAAAGAUCAGCACAGGUGAGACAUAACAUUCUCUGCUCUCUGAUUGGUCCAGAGUCGGGCUGAGCAUAAGGUUUUCUCCAGACGCAAGUUUGGACUGAACCUUUGCUGGCAGCCCAGGCGUUCUCGGAGAACAUCUCCUCACUCAUAUCUACCUGAUCCAGAUGGAAUCUUGAUGGAAGUGAACUAACCCUCUCAUAUCUAUUGAUGAUGUUUUUCUAUUUUUCCAGGACAUGCCAUGGAGAAACCCUCAAAGGAUCGUCUCACUUUAUCUCCAGGUUGUAAAAUGGAAGAUGAGGACAUCACAGGAGAUUGUGGAGGAGAAAAGACAAUGAGCUCCACUAUGGAUGGAGGACUUCACAGUGUGGAGAGACCACGGAAUCCCUCCGACUCUGAGCAACCUCGUACCGUGGGGGGUGGUGCCGGGAUUCAGGAGGAUGAGAAAUUUUCCUGUCCUGAGUGCGAAAAAUGUUAUCCACGGAAAUCAGACCUUGUCAAGCAUCAAAAGAGUCACACAGUUGAGAAGCCUUUUCCUUGCCCCGAGUGCGGAAAUAGUUUCCUGUGGAAAUCGGCGCUUGUCGCACAUCAGAGAUCUCACACGGGGGAGAAACCGUAUUCCUGCCCUGAGUGCGGGAAAUGUUUUUCACGAAAAUCAGUGCUUGUCGUACAUCAUAGGUUCCACACAGGGGAGAAGCCGUAUUCUUGCCCUGAAUGCGGGAAAUGUUUCUCGUGGAAAUCAGACUUUGUUACACAUCAGAGAUCUCACACUGGGGAAAAGCCGUAUUCAUGUCCUGAGUGUGGGAAAUGUUUUUCACGGGGGUCCCAUCUUUACACACAUCAGAGAUCUCACACGGGUGAGAAGCCGUAUCCCUGUUCUGAGUGCGGGAAAUGCUUUUCCCAGAAGUGCCGACUUUCUGUACAUCAGACGGGCCACACAGGUGAGAAGCUGUAUUCCUGUCCUGAGUGUGAGAAAUGUUACCCAAGGAAAUCAGACCUUCUCGUACACCAAAAAAGUCACACAGGGGGGAAACGGUAUCCCUGCCCUGAGUGCGGAAAAUGCUUUUCACAGGAGGCCUAUCUUUCUGUACAUCAGAGGUGCCACACAGGAGAGAAUCUGUAUUCCUGCCCUGAGUGCGGGAAAUGUUAUCCAAGGAAAUCAGACCUAAUUAGACAUCAAAAACUUCACACGGGGGAGAAGCCGUAUUCCUGCCUAGAGUGCGGGAAGGGUUUUUCACAGAAGUCCAAUCUUUCUAGACAUCAGAGGUUGCACACAGGUGAGAAGCCGCAUUCCUGUCCUGUCUGUGGGAAAUGUUUUCGUCAUAAACUUUCGCUGGACAUACAUCAUAGAUGUCACACGGGUGAGAAGCCGUAUUCUUGUCCCGAGUGCGGGAAAUGUUUUUCAGAUAAGUCCAGUCUCUCCAAGCAUCGGAGAACCCACCUAAACCUUUGGGGUGUAUUAGAGUCCCCAGUCCAGGACUCCAGGAAAUGUCUUCUCUAGGAAUCAUACUUCAGAGGUCUCACAUACGGAAGAAGCAAACUUUGAUGCACACCGUGACUUUUAUAUUUAUGAUGUAAGAAACUUUUCAUCAGAAAAUAAAGAUUACGAAGUUUACAAA
This is a messenger RNA of Rana temporaria (common frog), 1778 nucleotides long. RefSeq names its product zinc finger protein 300-like. Gene Ontology annotation, biological process: negative regulation of transcription by RNA polymerase II. Bases 401 to 1660 code for a protein of 419 amino acids. Lineage: Eukaryota; Metazoa; Chordata; Amphibia; Anura; Ranidae. The record is from RefSeq and is a predicted model, not a curated record. The transcript has 2 exons. Gene Ontology annotation, molecular function: DNA-binding transcription repressor activity, RNA polymerase II-specific.